Messenger RNA from Exophiala viscosa, 729 nucleotides. Its product is annotated as carbonyl reductase. Gene Ontology annotation, biological process: secondary metabolic process. The record is from RefSeq and is a predicted model, not a curated record. The transcript has a single exon. NCBI's taxonomy places the organism in Eukaryota, Fungi, Ascomycota, Eurotiomycetes, Chaetothyriales, Herpotrichiellaceae. The coding region runs from base 1 to 729 and encodes 242 amino acids. Gene Ontology annotation, molecular function: oxidoreductase activity. Gene Ontology annotation, cellular component: cytoplasm.
AUGUCCACCAUCGUCCUCAUCACCGGUGCCAACCAGGGCCUUGGCUUUGAAUGCGUCAAGAAACUCGCUGCCGAACAAACCAACUAUCAAAUCCUUCUAGCUUCUCGAAAUGCAGAAAGAGGCCGCGAAGCCGCCAAAAACAUCCAGAGCCUGGCCAAAGGAACAUCUAUCGAUGUCAUCGAGCUCGACGUCACCAAUGACGACUCGAUCGCAAAAGCAGCAAAGUACGUCGAAUCAAAAUACGGCCGUGUGGACGUUCUGUUCAACAACGCCGGUAUCUUUGGGGUCCCAGGCGCAAGCUUCCGUGAGGAGUUCCAGAAAGUGCUGGACACCAAUGUCGUCGGCGCAGGCUGCGUCACUGAAGCUUUUGUUCCGCUGUUGAAGAAGGCGGAUGUUCCUCGACUCUUGUUCAUGUCAUCUGGUUUCGGAUCUCUCACCUUGACAUUCGACACCAGCAGUCCGCUGUAUGGCUUCAUCUUCAAGGCUUACAACACUUCAAAGGCUGCAAUGAACAUGCUCGGCGCCAUGUAUGCCAUUGAGCUCGGCAAAGACGGUGUCAAGGUCAACAUGAUUGAUCCUGGAUUCCGGUCAACCAAUCUGAAUGGCUAUCAUGAGCAUGGUGGUGAUCCGGCAGAGGGAGCACUUCAAGCCUGUAAGAUAAUUGUCAAUGAUGACAAGAAUGGUCCUCAUGGUACGUUUACCGCAAAUGAGGGUCCUGUUCCGUGGUAG